UCAUAUCCUUGGGUACGGCUGCCAAAACCUUGUCUGUUUUUUCCUAUGACAGGGGAAAUUUUGUGGUGGCCAUGGGGGUUAUCUCGCUCGUGUAUAUCCUCUAUGUUGUUCUUGGGACGUUCUACAUACCAAGAAUUGUCCCGGCCGGAGUGGUCUUGAUUCUGGAGGGUAUCAUUAUGAUCCUCUGGUUCUCUGCCUUUGUUGCCAUCGCAGAUUUAUGGGGUGGAUUCUCCUGUGGUAAUAGGUCCAAUUUUGGUGGCUUUUUUGGAAAUGACUUUUUUGGAAAUGAUGGUUUCUUUGGAAAUGGUUUCUCCUCAGCUUGCAAGGCCGGUAAAACAUCGAUUGCCUUCUCUUGUUUCGCAUGGCUCGCAUUCCUCGUCAGUUUUGUUGUUAUAAUUAUCAACUACCUUCGCCAGGGAACCGGUACGUUUGCGGAGAAGUUUAACCAUAUUUUAAGUAGAGGUGGCUUAAACUUUUCCCCUGGAGUUGGGCCUUCAACUGUUGGUGAUGCCUCUGAUGUCCACCCUGCCGCGUCCAAUGAAACGGGAAUUAAAGACGAGGGUCAAAACCACUCUCAGUUCACUGCCCCAGCUAACGCAACUGAUCAACCAGAUACUGCCAAUGUUGAACCGGGGGCUGUCCAGAAUGGCCGCGGUCAAGACCUUGAUCUUUCUGAUGUUGACAUCGAAGGUAACCCUGGCACUGGUAUUACUAAUACCGAUGUUAAAACCUAGGCUGGCUUAGGUGUAC
Molecule: messenger RNA, 750 nt
Organism: Babjeviella inositovora NRRL Y-12698
Lineage: Eukaryota; Fungi; Ascomycota; Pichiomycetes; Serinales
Product: MARVEL domain-containing protein
Exons: 1
Coding region: 72-734 (220 amino acids)
Cellular component (GO): membrane
Source: RefSeq, a predicted model, not a curated record